Molecule: messenger RNA, 2481 nt
Organism: Camelus dromedarius (Arabian camel)
Lineage: Eukaryota; Metazoa; Chordata; Mammalia; Artiodactyla; Camelidae
Gene: SNIP1
Product: Smad nuclear interacting protein 1
Exons: 4
Coding region: 67-1260 (397 amino acids)
Biological process (GO): miRNA processing
Cellular component (GO): nucleus
Molecular function (GO): protein binding; mRNA binding
Source: RefSeq, a predicted model, not a curated record
CCCGUCAUUUCCUUCAGGGAGAGGAGUGCAACGGACUUGUUUUUACUUGGCUCCGUGAAUCUCAGCAUGAAGGAGGUGAAGACUGAGCGGGAGCGGGGAAGUCGGCGAAGGCACCGGGACGAGGACAUGGUGGCGCCGGCUGCGGCGGUGGUGGUGAAGCAGGAGCGCCUCAGCCCGGAAUCCGCGCCUCCCGUCCACCGCCGCCCGGACUCCUCCGGCGGUAGCCCAUCCCCGCCGGCUGGCGAGUCGGGCCGCCCCGGUCACCGCGGGAACCGAGCCCGAGGAGGUAGCCGGUCCCCAGCCAAAAAGAAAAACAAGUCCUCAGGGAGAAGAAGUAAGUCUCCCCGGAGUAAAAGAAGCCGAAGUCCUCACCACUCAACAGUCAAAGUAAAACAGGAACGUGAGGAUCAUCCCCGGAGAGGCCGGGAGGAUCGGCCGCACCGAGAGCCAUCAGGACAGGAGCACAAACGAGCCCGGAACAGUGACCGAGACAGACGUCACGGCCAUUCCCACCAGAGGAGAAGCUCAAAUGAGAGGCCUGGGAGCGGGCAGCCUCAGGGACGGGAUCGAGACAUUCAGAACCUGCAGGCUCAGGAAGCAGAGCGGGAGUUUCACAACGCCCGGCGCCGGGAGCACCGGCAGAAGAACGACAUUAGCACCAGUGGGAAUGCGUCUCAGGACCCGGUUCCUCGGCCUGGCAGCAACAGCAAAGACAAGGAGAUGCCUGCUAAAGAAAAGCCCAGCUUUGAACUUUCUGGGGCCCUUCUUGAGGACACCAACACCUUCCGGGGUGUCGUCAUUAAAUACAGCGAGCCCCCAGAAGCACGUAUCCCCAAGAAACGAUGGCGUCUCUACCCCUUUAAAAACGAUGAGGUGCUUCCAGUGAUGUACAUCCACCGACAAAGCGCUUACCUCCUGGGCCGACACCGCCGCAUCGCAGACAUUCCCAUUGAUCACCCCUCGUGUUCAAAGCAGCACGCCGUCUUUCAGUACCGGCUUGUGGAAUACACCCGUGCUGAUGGGACAGUCGGCCGCAGGGUGAAGCCCUAUAUCAUUGACCUUGGCUCAGGCAAUGGAACGUUCCUGAACAACAAGCGAAUUGAGCCACAGAGAUACUACGAACUGAAGGAAAAGGAUGUACUGAAAUUUGGGUUCAGCAGCAGAGAGUAUGUUCUGCUUCACGAGUCCUCUGACACCUCUGAAGUGGACAGGAAAGAAGACGAGGAUGACGAGGAGGAGGAGGAGGUGUCUGACAGCUAGCAAACUGGGAAACAGCCCAAACUCUCGAGAGACCAUUUUUCUCUUCGAAGGCUUUGGGAUUGACUCAAAGGGCACCAUGGUGCUCUCUGUAAUGCCUCUUAUUGCCUUAAGUCUUUCCUCUGUUGCUGACCAGCUUCUGCUCCAGUGUAAGAAUUUUGACUUCUGUUUGGUUGAACUUUUUUCUGUGGUGCAGCAGCCGCACGCCUGUGGGCAUCUGUUUUCAGAGCAGUCUCACCAACCCAUCGUGUUCUAGUAGAAGCACUGUGGCUUUAGUUGGUGCUUUCAGAACUGCUGCCUAGGAGACUAUAAACCCUUAGCUAAAGGGGAAUUGUGGCUUGUUCUCUUUGUAUAGUUACUUUAUUUAUAUAGUCGCUAAGCUUUGUGGACUGGGUUUGUUUUCAUUUUGGGGGCAGACCCCUGAACAGAGAAUCUUACUAAGCUUUGGUUAUCACCAAAACCGCCUCCAGAACAUACCAAAGCUUUGACCUGAUUGAGCUCUUGAGUCAUAGAAAUUGAUUUUGCACUUCGUUAUUUGAGGUGGGGCGGGGGGAUUUACUACAUGACCUCAUUAUUGACUGUUGGGCUUAGACGCUAUAUGGAGCCUGCUUAAACUUGACUGUACAGGAAGAUCAUGGCCACUGCCAGCAGGUGCUGAUUCAGUGUCACGAGAGGCUGAAGUGGGUCGUGGCUCUGUUUCCUGUGAGAGAACUCUGAUUGGAGCAUGUACAUAACAGUUUUGGUCAUCUAAUCUGUUCUUCAAUUUUGCAGUUUUAUUUAGACGUUAUCUUCCUCUUUGAGAAACACACUGUCAUUUAUGUGGCAGGGUCCUUGCUUUAUUCUAAUAACGUAUAUGUGUCUAAAGGAGGUUGUGUGGUUUACAUGUUUCAUCUUUUUUAAAAUAAUGUUCAGAGAGGUUGUUUUACCUUCCCAAGGCUGGAAUUGGGCAUGGGAAUUGCCCAAUUUCCUAAUUUUCCACCAGAGGAAUAUGUGUAAGUAGAAAAGUCAUAACUACUUACAUCUGUUGUGUGUGUGUGUGUGUGUGUAUAUAUAUUAAAAGAAUUGUGUGUGAAAGAGCUGCAUACUGAUUUCCACAUGAGAAUGUUUUGUGAUGUAAAUGUAAUACUACAUGAUAGGCAAAGGCCUCCCUGCAUUUGAAGAGCAGGUUUUCAUUUAUAUGUAUUUUUGGAAUAAAAAAUAAUAAAAUUUGUAAAUAUAACCCCA